Messenger RNA from Radiomyces spectabilis, 3346 nucleotides. Its product is annotated as glycosyl transferase. The transcript has a single exon. Bases 501 to 3152 code for a protein of 883 amino acids. NCBI's taxonomy places the organism in Eukaryota, Fungi, Mucoromycota, Mucoromycetes, Mucorales, Radiomycetaceae. The record is from RefSeq and is a predicted model, not a curated record. Gene Ontology annotation, cellular component: cytoplasm. Gene Ontology annotation, molecular function: pyridoxal phosphate binding; glycogen phosphorylase activity. Gene Ontology annotation, biological process: glycogen catabolic process.
GUUCCUAUUCCAUCUACCAGAUUCUUUUUUUCUUUUUUCUUCCCAAAGAAUUAUCAUCGCGUGUUGCUGAUCGGAUGACUUGUGGGGUUCAUGCUAUGCAUGAAAAUGCCCAUAAACAAUAUAUAUGUGUACAGUAAAGAAAAAAAAAUAACAGACUCAAUGAAACCUAUUCAAUGCAUAAGACAUGUUAACUCAUGAAAUCAAGGUGGAUAAUAGUUAAUUCCAAAAAGAUUGUUGAUCGUCAUGUUCAAAUCAACAACGAUUCAGAAUCCAAAAGAAGGUCGCUUAUCCGAAGCAUCAGUGCUUGUUUUUUUUUCUCUUGCAGAACGAUCAGCUGAUGGAAUCUGCGAUCCUGGGAAAAGAUACGGUAGCCUGUCCUAAUCCGGACAAUCCUCCAACACGAUCAUAUAUAAUACGGCAAAGAAAAUCCGCCGCCAAAUAUUCAACCUAAUCAUUCUAUCCCCUCUAUUUUAUUUUUUCGAGGCUUUUCUUUCUUCUGAAUGAGUACAACGCCCAAACGCCCCACUCCUAUUCGCCGGCUUUCUAUGCCCAAGUUGACACGUCGUCUCACGGACGUCGUCAUCCAUGAUAACGAUGAAGUGGAGCCUGUAACACCUACCAGCGUUCCGUCUCGUCCACCCAGUCCACAACAAAUGGACGACGAGUAUCUCGAUCGAUGGAAAGCCUGUGUGGAGAAGGAAGAUUACGAUCAAGACAGUAUUCAAAAAGACAUGGUUCGCCAUACCAUCAACACUCUCUGCCGUGGGGUUCACAACGUGGAUAAACUGACAGCAUAUCAAGCAACCGCGUACUCCAUUCGAGACCGUCUCAUUGAGAAAUGGAAUGUCACACAAGACGCUCUGCAAAAGGCAACUCCCAAACGAUGCUACUACAUGUCGAUGGAAUUUCUUAUUGGUCGCUCACUGGACAAUGCUCUGAUUUCGUUACACGCCGAGAAAGCUUAUCGCGGAAGUGUGGCCGGUCUGGGGUUCCGUUUGGAGGAUCUCCUCGAGCAAGAACAUGAUGCCGCCUUGGGCAACGGCGGUCUAGGUCGACUUGCCGCUUGCUACAUUGACUCGAGCGCUACACUGGCUUACCCUACAUGGGGUUACGGCUUGCGAUAUGAGUACGGUAUUUUUAAGCAGACGAUCAAGGACGGUUUCCAGACUGAAGAACCCGACCAGUGGUUGAAAUUCGAGAACCCUUGGGAAUUCCCGCGCACUGAUAUCUUUUACGAAGUGCAAUUUUACGGUUACGUUGCCACCAAAGUGAACGAUAAGGGCGUGUCUCGCUUAUCGUGGGAGGGCGGCGAGCGUGUUCAAGCCAUGGCCUAUGACGUCCCCAUUCCCGGAUUCGGUACUCAAGGUUGCGGAAACAUCCGAUUAUGGAAGAGCAAGCCCUUGCACCCGUUUGAUUUCGCCGCCUUCAACGAUGGCGAUUAUGACCGGUCGGUUCGCGAAAGAACCAAUGCAGAAAAUUUAACCGCCGUCCUGUAUCCCAAUGACAACCAUCCUGUCGGCAAGGAAUUACGUCUCAAGCAAGAAUAUCUGUUCGUGAGUGCCAGUUUGCAAGACAUCAUUCAUCGCUUUAAACGGGCCAAUUCGCCAUGGAAGGAGUUCCCCAAUCAAGUGGCUAUCCAGUUGAACGAUACUCAUCCUACGCUGGGUAUUCCGGAACUUCAACGACUCCUGGUCGAUGUGGAAGGCCUGGAUUGGGACGAUGCCUGGGAGAUUGUUGAAAAGACUUUUGCCUUCACUAACCAUACGAUCUUGCCGGAAGCCUUGGAGCGUUGGUCCGUCCCCAUGUUGGAGAAGGUGCUGCCACGUCACAUGCAAAUCAUCUACGAUAUAAAUCUCUUCUUCUUGCAAAAGGUGGAGCAAAAGUAUUACGGCGAUCGCGAACUCCUCAAACGUAUCUCGAUCAUCGAAGAAAGUUCUCCGCAGCAAGUCCGUAUGGCCUUUUUAGCCGUGGUGGCUUCCCACACCGUCAAUGGUGUUGCUGCUCUCCAUUCGGAUCUCAUCAAGAAGGACUUGUUCCAUGAUUUCAUCAAAUACUUUGGUCCUGAGAAAUUCAUCAAUAUCACCAAUGGUAUCACGCCUCGUCGAUGGCUGUAUCAAGCCAACCCGCCGUUGCGUCAGCUGAUCACCGAGACGCUCGGUAAUGAAGAAUGGGUCACCCACCUAGACCGUUUGCAAGAACUGAAGAAGCAUGCCGACGAUCCCGAUUUCCAGCAAAAAUGGAUGGAGGUCAAGCGUAAGAACAAGGAACGUCUGGCUCGCUGGAUCCGCAAGAAUCUCAACAUCCACGUAUCCCCCGAUGCGCUGUUCGACAUCCAAGUCAAGCGUAUCCACGAGUACAAGCGGCAAUUCAUGAAUAUUUUGGGCGUCAUUUACCGUUACAGAGAACUGAGAGAAAUGUCCAACAAGGACAAGGACCAUCAAAUUCCGCGCGUGGUGAUUUUUGGUGGCAAGGCCGCUCCCGGUUAUUAUAUUGCCAAAUUGGUGAUCAAACUUAUCACCAGUGCCGCGGCGGUGAUCAACAACGAUCCCAGCAUCAACGACUUGCUCAAAGUGGUGUUCAUCCCCGAUUACAACGUCUCUCUAGCUGAAAUCAUCGUGCCAGCUUCCGACAUUUCGCAACACAUCUCGACGGCAGGUACUGAAGCUUCCGGUACUUCGAAUAUGAAGUUUGUGCUCAACGGUGGUCUUAUCCUCGGCACGGUCGACGGCGCCAACAUCGAAAUUCGGGAUGAAAUUGGCGAAGAGAACAUUUUCUUGUUCGGUACUCUGGCGGACGAAGUGGCCGAUAUCCGACACAAUCAAAAAUACCACGGUUUAUUCAUGGAUCCCAGUUUGCAAACCGUCAUUGACGCCAUCCAAGCCGGUGAUUUUGGUGACCCUUCGAUUUUCAACCCAUUGAUCAAUACCUUGACCUACGGUGGUGACUAUUAUCUUAUCUCUCAAGACUUUGAAGCCUACUUGACCCGACAAAUCGACGUCGAUGACGCUUUCAGUGACACAAGAACUUGGGCCCGCAAAUCCAUCAUGUGCACUGCAGGCAUGGGAUUUUUCUCGUCGGAUCGCGCCGUACGUGAUUAUGCCGAAAAGAUUUGGAAAAUUCAACCCUUUUCUCCCCAAGGAAACACCCAGUGAUAAAAAAAAAAACUAAUUCGUUGACUUGUGUGUGAGCACCACUUUUGUUACAGAAUGGCCAUUGCGAGCCAACCUUUUCUUUUUUCUACGUUUUAUUUCAUUUUUUUUUCUUUGUUCUCUAAUAGUUUUGUUUAUAAAAACCUUCCAAGUCCAAUGCAGGGGAAACAAAUUAAAAAAAGAAAAAAAAAGAAAAC